AUGAGACUACUCAGCUCGAUAUCUUUCUUGCUGUGUUAUUUGCUGAUAUGGGUGCAAGCUAAGAGUGCGACUGGUGACCGACUACUGGUUGUGCUCGAAGAUACAGCAGACAAAGACCUCUAUAGCCAAUUGUGGUCCGAUCUCGAAUCGAGGUCGUUCGUACUACAGUUUGAGUCACCUAAGUCCGAAGCGUUAUCGCUAUUCAGGCUUGGAGCAAAGACGUAUGACCAUGUGCUUUUACUUCCACCCAAGUCCAAAGGCUAUGGACCGAACCUGACACCGAAGAACCUUCUCGAUUUUACAAAUGCAGGCGGUAACAUCCUGCUAGCCUUGUCCAGUGAAACGGCCAUCCCAUCUGCAAUUUCAAGUUUGCUCCUCGAAUUCGAUAUUGCUCUACCUACCGAUCGAUCGUCUCAGAUUAUCGAUCACUUCCACUACGAUACUACCUCCAGCGCCGACAGUCACAAUGUCCUUGUCCUGCCUCAGCCCAGACCAUCACGAUCAGAUGUGAUCAGUCUUUUUGGAGGAGAUGGUAUGUUGGCGGUGCCAAAGGCUGUCGGACAGACACUAGGUGCUGCGAGUACCCUGAUCAACCCCAUCCUCAGAGCACCGGAGACGGCAUACACAUACAACCCGAAAGAAGAGGCAGAUGCUGAACCAGAUGUAUUCGCGACGGGUUCUCAGAUUGCGCUGGUCUCCGCGCUGCAGGCAAGAAACAAUGCACGAUUUACUGUUCUAGGGUCUCUAGAGAUGUUACAAAACAAGUGGUUCGACGCUGAAGUCAAGCUACCAGGUGGCAAGCCUACUAAGACUGCGAAUAAGCAGUUUGCCAGACAACUAACAGAAUGGACAUUCAAGGAGAUUGGUGUACUCAGGGCUGGUCGUGUGCAACAUCACCAGAUAUUGGAUGCCUCGAAACCAAUAUCUAACACGACACAGGUUGGCUUUCCCGACCCAGAGAUUUAUAGAAUCAAAACUGAUGUGUCGUUCGCCAUUGAGCUAUCCCAGUGGGACCGCACUCAUUGGGCACCUUUCACGCAUCCCGCCUCGGAUGCUGUUCAACUCGAGUUUACGAUGCUUUCGCCCUUCCAUCGCUUAGCCCUGAGUCCAACAUCGACUUCCUUAAAUUCGACGACGUAUGGUACCACUUUCCGUACUCCAGACCAGCAUGGUAUAUUUGCAUUCAAGGUCAAUUACAAGAGGCCGUUCUUGACAGAUAUUGAGGAGCGUCGGCAAGUCACCGUACGGCACUUCGCUCACGAUGAAUGGCCGAGGAGUUUUGUGAUCACAGCAGCAUGGCCCUGGGUUGCUGGACUCUGGACAGUCGUGAUUGGAUUUGUGGCCUUUGUUGUACUUUGGCUGUAUUGUGAGCCUCCAAGAGAGGAAGUCAGUCAGAAGCUGCGGAAGGAGACCUCGUGA
Lithohypha guttulata is the source of this 1419-nucleotide messenger RNA. RefSeq names its product oligosaccharyl transferase glycoprotein complex, beta subunit (gene WBP1). NCBI's taxonomy places the organism in Eukaryota, Fungi, Ascomycota, Eurotiomycetes, Chaetothyriales, Trichomeriaceae. The coding region runs from base 1 to 1419 and encodes 472 amino acids. Gene Ontology annotation, cellular component: endoplasmic reticulum membrane; oligosaccharyltransferase complex. The record is from RefSeq and is a predicted model, not a curated record. The transcript is spliced from 4 exons.